UCUGAUGGCGGGAGUGAACUGAACACAAUACUUUUUUUUUUCAUUCAUAUAAAGUCAUAAGAUACACUUUCCCCAACAAGAGGAAAUUUGCUCAACUACAAUAAUAUCUCUAUUCAGUUCGAGGAAAACACCUCCCAAACCUCCGCGCUGAUGGGAAUGUAAUAUCUCUCUUUGUUUUUAUUUCCUUGGUGACGAUCCAAGUCACUGGGUCACAGUUUGACUGAGACGAGUGAGACGUGGUGGGAGUUUGACGGCCUGUCUGCCGGUGAUGUGACGGCUGGCUUUUGCGGCUGUGACGUAACCGUGGGUGAGUAGGUCCUGUUAAAAGCCACGUGAGGACGGAGGUGACUCCAUUGACUCUGAGGAGCCGAGAAGUAAACACACACACAGAGACACACACACACCGCACACACACGAGAGAUGAUCUGGACCGUUUUCCUGCUCGUCCAAGCUGUCCUGUUUUAUUUCAUCCUCACGCACCGAUCGAGAUCGAAGACUGAUCCCCCUCUGGACAAAGGAGUGAUCCCCUGGUUAGGCCACGCACUUGAGUUUGGAAAGGAUGCUUCCAAGUUCUUGAAUCGAAUGAAGCUGAAACAUGGCGACAUUUUCACAGUGCGUGCUGCUGGCCGUUACGUGACGGUGCUGCUGGAUCCACACUCCUACGACACGGUCAUCAACGACUCGGACUCCCUGGACUUCACCCGCUACGCGCAGGUGCUCAUGGAGAGGAUCUUCAACCUGCGGCUCCCACAUGACCAGCCGGCGAAAGCAAAAGCAAUGAUGAUAAAGCACUUCAGGGGAGCGAAUUUUGGCGCCCUUACCAGCACCAUGAGCAGACACCUGCGGGCCUUGCUGAAAGCUGAGAUGCCUCUGAACCAGAAAGACUGGAAAGAUGAGGGACUCUUCAACCUUUCUUACAGCCUUCUCUUCAAGGCGGGGUACCUGACGCUGUUCGGUGGGGAGCAGAACAACAACAGCACCGAUCCGUCGCGCGUCUACGAGGAGUACAAGAAGUUUGAUGGUCUGCUGACCAAACUGGCCAGAGGAACGCUGAAGCCCGAGGAGAAGAGGACAGCCCAGGGCGUUCGGCAGAGGCUGUGGGAGCUCCUGGCCACGGCCGGCCUGACCGAGGACUCGGGGUCCAGCCCCUGGCUUCACGCCUACAGGAGGCUGCUGCAGGAGGAGGGGGUGGAUGAGGAGACGCAGAAGAAAGCCGUGCUGAUGCAACUCUGGGCCACACAGGGUAAUGUCGGUCCUGCUGCAUUUUGGCUGUUGGGCUUCUUGUUGACACAUCCUGAGGCUCUGACAGCGGUGAAGACGGAGAUGGAAACCUCGGAGACCUCGCCGCUGGAAAGACAUGCGGACACCCCUGUGUUUGAUAGUGCCUUGGAAGAGGCCCUCAGACUCACUGCUGCCCCCUUCAUCACCAGGGAGGUAGUGCAGGAGAAGACCCUCCACAUGGCUGAUGGCCAAGAGUACCUGCUGAGGAAAGGAGACAGGGUGUGUUUGUUCCCCUUCAACAGCCCUCAGAUGGACCCGGAAAUUCACCAGGAGCCACAGAAAUUCAAGUACGAUCGGUUCCUGAACGAAGAUGGAUCAGCGAAGAGGGACUUUUAUAAAGGAGGGAGGCGGCUGAAAUAUUACACCAUGCCAUGGGGCGCAGGGACCAAUGGCUGUGUGGGGAAGCAGUUUGCCAUCAAUACCAUCAGACAGUUUGUUUACAUGGUGUUGACGGACUACGAUUUGGAGCUGUGUGACCCAGAUGCUCAGAUGCCCGAGGCAGACGCCGGUCGUUAUGGAUUUGGCAUGCUACAGCCACAGGGGGACCUACUCAUCCGUUACAAGCCGCGAUAAAAAAAAGACUUUAAAGAAAAAGCAAAACACAUCUGUUAUGCACAUUUCAACACCUGUACAUUGUAUAUACUGUCAAUAUUCCCUUUGUACUUUUAUACAUUUUAUAUUUAUGAGGUGUAUUUAUAUCACACAGUAUAAAUAUAUUUUUUGUUAUUUAUCAAU
This is a messenger RNA of Acanthopagrus latus (yellowfin seabream), 2016 nucleotides long. Its product is annotated as prostacyclin synthase-like. Gene Ontology annotation, molecular function: iron ion binding; oxidoreductase activity, acting on paired donors, with incorporation or reduction of molecular oxygen; heme binding. The transcript has 10 exons. Gene Ontology annotation, biological process: prostaglandin biosynthetic process. Lineage: Eukaryota; Metazoa; Chordata; Actinopteri; Spariformes; Sparidae. The coding region runs from base 421 to 1854 and encodes 477 amino acids. The record is from RefSeq and is a predicted model, not a curated record.